This is a messenger RNA of Solanum dulcamara, 1611 nucleotides long. RefSeq lists its product as uncharacterized. Lineage: Eukaryota; Viridiplantae; Streptophyta; Magnoliopsida; Solanales; Solanaceae. Gene Ontology annotation, biological process: endoplasmic reticulum tubular network organization. The transcript has 6 exons. Gene Ontology annotation, cellular component: endoplasmic reticulum tubular network. The record is from RefSeq and is a predicted model, not a curated record. The coding region runs from base 226 to 1443 and encodes 405 amino acids.
UUCUUUGUUUCCAGAAGGCAAUAUUUAUUUAUUCUUACCUUGCUCUCGGGGGGAAAAAAAUAGCCUUCCCGAUCUAUCGUCGGAAGUUGCAAAACACCACCUCCUUUCAUCAUUUCACCGUUUCACCUCUGUUUUCUGAAUUCUACAAACCUCUAUUUUCCCUUCUCUCAUCGCCAAUCGAUCUGCUUUGCUUCAUUCAGCAAUCGAUCGGCUUUAAUCCAGGAAAUGGCUGCUGAGCCUACAAAAGAACAUGUUGAUGUUGCUGACACUGAACCUGUGACAUCAUCUACUGAUAAUGAAGAAAAGACAAAAAAGAAGAAAAAGAAGGGAUUUUUGUCAAGAAUGUGGAAUAGUUUAUUUAGGUCCAAAAAGGAUGAUUUUGAGAAGAGAUUGCAGCAUAUUUCCAAGGAGGAGGCUGCUGUUAUUGCCAGAAUAAAUAAGCGAUCUCAAAAUUGGAGAAGGAUGACAAGGCAUCUCAUUAUACUUUCUGUACUUUUUGAGGUUAUUGCAGUGGGUUAUGCUAUCAUGACAACACGAUCCCUUGAGCUGAACUGGAAAAUGAGGGCAUUGCGAGUUUUACCAAUGUUUCUGUUGCCUGGCUUAUCCUUCAUUACAUAUUCAGCGAUUGGAAGUUUUACAAGGAUGUGUGAUCGUAAGGACCAGAAAACUCUAGAAAACCUACGAGCUGAAAGGCAAGCCAAGAUUGAGGAACUCAAAGAGAAGACAAAUUACUAUAUAACGCAACAGCUCAUUCAGAGAUAUGACCCCGACCCAGCAGCUAAGGCAGCUGCCGCCUCUGUGCUUGCAUCCAAGCUUGGUGCUGAUACUGGCUUGAAAGUGUAUGUGGGAGAUGACACUAAGCAUAAUGUCCCUACUGGGAAGAGCAACGAUGUUGAAGUUGUGCAAUCUACUGGGCUGAGAAAUAGGAAGCAGGCAAGGUCUAGUAGUCCAGAGAGUGCUGUAAUGGAUCAUCCUGGCGCAGAAAUGCUUCAACAUGCACAGCUUGAAGGUUCUGAUAUGAUGCAGCAUCAGCAAACGGUUGUUGAGCAUUACAAUCCAACAGGUUCCAGCACACAAGAUGGAGGAUGGCUUGCACGAAUUGCAGCGUUGCUUGUGGGAGAGGAUCCAACCCAGUCUUAUGCACUCAUCUGUGGCAAUUGCCAUAUGCACAAUGGGUUGGCCAGGAAAGAGGACUUCCCUUACAUAACCUACUAUUGCCCUCAUUGCCAUGCCCUGAAUAGGCCCAAGCAACUUGAUGAUUGUGUCUCUGGUACCAGUACCCCUAACCUUGGUUCCACAACUGCUUUGGCUGAUGUUGAUUUGGUCAAAAAAGUCGGUGGAUCCACUCCAGAUAAGAUACCCGCAUCAGCAAGUGGCAGUCCUGUAGCAGCUCCAGUGGAAACAGAAGGUGAUGACAUAAUGUCCAGUGCUUCUAACAGCUAGUAGAUUGCGAGUUUUGAAUAGAGUCGUACUUGUGCAGACGAGUGCUUUUUCUCCCUAUAUAUGUGUAGCAGAGUUUUCUUUUUUUCUUCUUCUUGGUAAUGUGUAACUCUCUGUUGUAUACAUAGUAGAAAACAUAUUCAAUGAUUCAUACGGCAGCUUCCCUGGAAA